Juglans microcarpa x Juglans regia is the source of this 3793-nucleotide messenger RNA. Its product is annotated as protein SMG7-like. The coding region runs from base 259 to 3213 and encodes 984 amino acids. Gene Ontology annotation, cellular component: telomerase holoenzyme complex. Gene Ontology annotation, molecular function: telomeric repeat DNA binding; telomerase RNA binding; protein binding. The record is from RefSeq and is a predicted model, not a curated record. The transcript is spliced from 8 exons. Gene Ontology annotation, biological process: nuclear-transcribed mRNA catabolic process, nonsense-mediated decay. Lineage: Eukaryota; Viridiplantae; Streptophyta; Magnoliopsida; Fagales; Juglandaceae.
AAAAGAAAAGAAUAGAAAAGAAAGUUUUGUAACGUUUCAGAGCCCACCAAAUAACGGAAACCUAGAUUGUUCUUCCUCAAAUUUACAUUGUGCUGGAGUAUGCGUCCCUCACGAUCGCUGAAUUUAAAUCAUUGAGGGCGAUUCGUGUAUGGAAGACGAUAUCUCCGCAGAUCUGAUUUCAAGAAAGAGGUUAGAUGUUGUAUAUUGCUACUAAAACUGCAUUUUUCCGAGUUGAAUUUCGUGAAACUUUUUUGAUGUAUGAUGGCGGUUCUGAUGGAUAAUUCUUUGGAUCUUUCAUCAAGGGAACGUGCUCAACGUCUUUACAAAUUGAAUGUCGACUUGGAGAAUAAACGCAGGAGACUGGCCCGGGCAAGAAUUCCCUCAGAUCCCACUGCUUGGCAGCAGAUGCGAGACAAUUUCGAAGGAAUUAUACUUGAGGAUCAUACUUUCUCUGAACAACAUGAUGUAGAGUUUGGUCUGUGGCAGUUGCAUUACAGGCGAAUAGAGGAGCUUCGUUCACACCUCAAUGAUUCUCUGGAUUCAAAUGGUUCAGCCACGAUCCAGGAUGGGAAAUCUUCUUCAAGACCUGAUCGAAUCUCAAAAAUACGCUCUCAGUUUAAAACAUUCCUUUCUGAAGCAACUGGAUUUUAUCAUGAUCUGAUGUUGAAAAUCAGAGCAAAGUAUGGUCUACCCCUAAAUUGUUUUCCAGGUGAUCCAGAGAAUCAGUUCGUAGUGUCUAAAGAUGGAAAUAAAUCUGCUGAGAUGAAGAAAUGCUUGAUUUCUUGUCAUCGCUGUCUGAUUUAUCUGGGUGACCUAUCACGUUAUAAAGGUUUAUAUGGGGAUGCUGAUUCCAAAAGUAGAGAUUAUGCAGCGGCAUCAAGUUAUUAUAUGCAAGCUUCUUCAAUCUGGCCUUCAAGUGGCAACCCUCAUCAUCAGCUUGCAUUAUUAGCUUCAUAUUCCGGGGAUGAAUUGGUGACAAUCUUUCGCUAUUUCCGGAGUCUGGCAGUUGAUAACCCAUUUUCAACUGCAAGAGAUAAUUUGAUUAUUGCAUUUGAGAAGAAUCGGCAAAGCUUUUCCCAGCUGCUUGUUGAUGGAAAAGCUUCCUCAAUCAGGACUGCACGUGUGCGAAUACAUGGGAAAAGAAGAGGAAGAGGUGGAGCAAUGCCUCUCUUGAAACAUGAAAACACAGAUGUGAGUUCUGUUAAGGAGUCUGCAUCCAGUAUAUCUGAUAUUUUUAAAGCUUUCAGCAUUAAGUUUGUUCGACUUAAUGGUAUUCUUUUCACUCGUACAAGUCUGGAAACAUUUGGAGAUGUUUUCUCUAUGGUUAGAGUUGAUUUGCUUGAGCUUCUUUCUUCUGGGCCGGAAGAUGCAUACAAUUUUGGUUCAAAUGCUGCAGACAGUGGAAUGACGAUUCUUAGGCUUAUAACCAUUCUUAUAGCCACAGCUCACAUUGUUAGUAGGGAAAAUGAGAAUCAGUCAUGUGCUAAAAUGUUACAACGUUCGGUUUUGCUUCAGAAUGCGUAUACUGCCAUCUUUGAGUUUAUGGGGCUCAUACUUGAGAGAUGCAUGCAACUGUUUGAUCCAUCGAAAAGCUAUUUACUGCCUGGAGUGCUGAUUUUUAUGGAGUGGUUAGCCUGUCAUCCUGAAAUUGCAGCUGGCAGUGAAGUUGAGGAGAAAGAAGCUGCUGCUAGGUCAUUUUUCUGGAGUAAUUGCGUUUCAUUCUUGAACAAGCUCUUGUCAAGUGGAUUAAUUUCUGUUAUUGAGGAUGAAGAUGAAACUUGUUUUGUUAAUAUGACAACGUAUGAUGAAGGUGAAACUGCCAAUUGGCUUGCACUGUGGGAGGACUACGAAUUGAGAGGUUUUCUCCCUCUUGUUCCUGCACAUAUGAUUCUUGAUUUUUCAAGGAAGCAAUCUUUGGGAAGUGAUAAUAGUGAUAAGGAGAGAAAAGCUCGCUUUCAAAGGAUUAUAGCAGCUGGAAAGUCUCUUGUUAGCAUAGUUUGGGUUGGGCAAGAAUAUGUAUCUUUUGAUCCAAUGCUGAAGAAGUUUGUGAUUGGCAAUGAAUCUCAUAUAUGUGAUGAUUUUGUGCUUACUAGUUCUUGGGAGAUGCCUGUUUCGAAUGGUAUGGGACAUCCACCGGGGAAGAAAAUGAAUGUGGGAAAUUUGCAGCCAGAGGCACAGCCAUAUUUAGAAGGAGAAGAAGAGGAUGAGAUUAUUGUUUUCCAACCAUCUGUGACUGAUAAUCAUGCAGAUGUCAUUGAUCCCAAGUUUUCUUAUAAUUUUCAUGCCCCUGGUGGCAAUGCUUCCCUGGGUGACAAGGGAUGUUGUAUCGAAUCUGUUUCAGCCCCACUUGAUGGUAAAAUAUCAGAGAGCACUUUAGAUACUGAUUCAAUUAACCCAAAUGCUCCAAUAUCUCGUACUACCAUUCUGCCCCAACAUCUGCAAUCAAUACAACCAUGUAAUUCAAAGUUGCUGCUGGAGCAACAAGUUUGUCUUGCCGAUGGAUUGAACAGUUUGAACUUAACAGAGAAUAGGCUUGUCGGGAAACCUAGUUUGCAAGAACAUUUUAAAGUUUUGGAGCCUGCUGCACUCUCAUAUGCCCUCCCACAGACUCUGGAUAUCAGUGCUGGCAAUGAGCUUUUUGCCCAGGUUUCUGACUCCAGGAUACCAUCCAAGUUUGAUUCAACUAUGUCUACUGGAGCCAGUUUUGAUAGUCUUUCUCUGAACUCAUCAAUGACCUUGCCAACAAGUUUAAGAAAGAAUCGAAUGAGCAGGCCGCUGAGGCACUUUGGUCCUCCACCUGGAUUUGGCCCUGUUCCUCCAAAACUCGUGGGCGAGUCCUUGUCUAAGACUACUUUGGAGAAAGAGACUUUGAAGCUGGAUGAUUAUAGCUGGCUAGAUGGAUAUCAGUUGCCAUUGCCAAUUAAGGACACUGUGUUUGACAAGCCUGUCACUCACACUGCACAAUCGUAUCAUCAAGCAAGCAAGGGCAAUACGGGUAUGAUAUGUUUUCCAUUUCCUGGAAAACAAGUUCCAACUUUGCAAGUCCAAAUGGAAAACCAGAAAAACUGGCAGGGAUACCAGGCUCCUGAUUAUCUAAAAAUAUACCAGAGGUGGCAGCAACAGCAGCAACUUAGUAAAAUAAAUCAGGACUCUAUUCCCAUGCCAAAGCAGCAUGAAGGACAAACUUUGUGGGAUGGCCAUUUCGUUGUGUGAGGUCAUUAUGAGAACAUAGAUGGUUUUGAAGAAUCUACUGUUGUGAUCAAUCCUGUGGGCUGGCACAACACUAAUUCAGCGUCACCUUUUUGCAGUCCUGCUGCCAUUUUUAUUAAGCUUUGUUGGAGAGCAUGUCGUGGAGUUUUGCAAGUGCCUACUUUUGAACAGCUUGUGCUGAGCUCCCGGACUGGAUAGGCAAUGAUGAAAAGGGAGCAAGUUGGGAAAAAUGGAAAAUUUACAGAAGAAAACUGAUGGUUGGAUGUUGGUCACAAAAAUUUGUACCCCGGCACUGGGUGGGACCGCCCAAUGUUUGGAUUGACAUAAAAUAAGAAAGCAUGAGUUUAUCCCAUGUACUUUCUGGAGGAAAAAGCUAGUUCAGGAGUGCAUCAUUGCUGUAGCAGGCAACCGAUUGAUAGAAAGCUAUUGAGGCAAUUUUGCAUGAGCUACUUGAAAGCUUCCAUCUAUCAGAUUCAAAAGGGUUUGUGGAAAAUAGGGUUUGGCUAAAUAUGUAGUCGGAUUUGGGAUGUUAUGUGAUAAAUAAAGCAUGUUAUGCGAGCAGAGACGCAUUUUGGGGUUUUUA